Molecule: messenger RNA, 1641 nt
Organism: Boleophthalmus pectinirostris (great blue-spotted mudskipper)
Lineage: Eukaryota; Metazoa; Chordata; Actinopteri; Gobiiformes; Gobiidae
Gene: tmem33
Product: transmembrane protein 33
Exons: 8
Coding region: 134-883 (249 amino acids)
Biological process (GO): endoplasmic reticulum tubular network organization; membrane organization
Cellular component (GO): endoplasmic reticulum; membrane
Source: RefSeq, a predicted model, not a curated record
CUUCUCGCUCGGGACAAGGUCAGCUGAUCAUUUACGCAUCCGUGUGUGAGCUGCCGCCUGUCACUUUCUGUCUUCUAUCUGCCUCGUACGGAAAUCACGCUUAUCACCGCGCAGGUUCCCCCACAUCACAAAAAUGGCAGACACCAACCAACAAGCUCCCCCUCCGCCGACACAGGGACCUGUGCAAUUUCUAUUAAGUAACAAGUUGGAAACUGCAAUGUGGUUGUCCAGACUCUUCACAGUCUAUUGUUCAGUAAUGUUUAUACUUCCUAUUUUGGGCCCCUAUGCAGCUGCAAACUUCUACCAGAGAGCCUUGCUAGCAAACGCCCUCACCAGUGCCCUGCGCUUGCACCAAAGGCUUCCACGUUUCCAGUUGAGUCGGGCGUUCCUGGCACAGGCUCUCCAGGAGGACAGCUGCCAUUAUCUGCUCUAUUCACUUAUUUUGGUCAACUCGUACCCCAUCACUAUGAGCAUAUUUCCAGUCUUUCUUUUUUCUUUACUUCAUGCAACUACCUACACAAAGAAAGUUCUGGAUUCCAUGGGACCCACCAGUCUCAUGUUUGUCAGGAAUCUUCUUGAUAAACUGACAGCAAACCAACAAAACAUCUUGAAGUUCAUCGCCUGCAAUGAGAUCUUUCUCAUGCCUGCUACUGUUUUCAUGCUUUUUAGUGGCCAAGGAAGUUUAUUGCUGCCUUUCAUUUACUACCGAUUCCUCACUCUCCGCUACACAUCCAGAAGAAACCCUUAUUGCCGCACCUUGUUUACAGAGUUGCGGAUUCUCUUGGAGCACUUUGCCAUGAAGCCUGCCUGCCCUGUCAUCUUCAGACGCAUGUGCCUCAGCAGUAUCGCCUUCAUCAGCCGUUUAGCACCGACAGGGGUCUAAGCUCCUCCCAUCAAGUCUAUAGCUCAAACAAGACUCUGCUACUAUGGAAGCCAACAGUACUCCAAAGAGAAGGAACUGUUUCUGAAUGUCAACUUUGUACUUCAGCUGUUCAGAAUAGUCCAGGUCAAGACCAACCAGUUAUGCACUGAUUUCCAAUGUUUUGCCCAUUGUUCUUUUUGUGACCUGGUCCAAGCAGUGAACAUCCUUCUGUCUGUUCACUUGAGAUGAAGAGUUUUGUAUGCUCACAGAUGUUUUUCCAUGUUAUUAUUUAUUCAGGUCUUAUCAUUUAGAAGAUAACCUACUUAUAAUGAUAACUUAAGCAUUUAUUUUUUGUAAUCACAAGAUGCUUGAAAUGAUGCAGUGUGGAAUUUAUGUGCAGUUCUGUCUAGUCUGUGUUUUAUUUCUGAUUGCCUACCCUGAUUUUGUUUUCUAUCAAUGCCAUUAAUGUCUUAUGUAAAAUUUGUUAAAUUUAGAAAAGGUCUGCUGUGUUUUAUAGAAUAUUUUAGCAUAACAUAUUUUGCUGUAAAAUACAUUCUCAGACUUUACCGCACAAUGCAUGUCACCAUGCAGUAGUUAUUAACACACUGCUUCUUAGUGCAUUCAGGACGUGUGCCCAGAUAAAAAUGUCCCUUUCUGCUGUUGUAGUUUCCUGGCAUAUUGCAUGCUGAAAUUUUGCCAUGUUAAUUAUUUGCCUAUUGUCAAUCCUAGUUUUAUGAUAACUUUAAUCUCAAUUGAACUAAUAAAAUAUUAAAACAAUA